Messenger RNA from Paramecium sonneborni, 1269 nucleotides. The record is from the annotation of a GenBank genome assembly. Lineage: Eukaryota; Ciliophora; Oligohymenophorea; Peniculida; Parameciidae.
AUGGAUAAAUAUCAUUUAUAUAAUAAUGUAGAAUGUAAUAGUAAUGAGGAAAUAAUAAUAUAUCCAACAUUUGAAUCAAUGUAGUUAAAAAUAGAACUAAUAAAAGGUAUAUAUAUAUAAUAAACAUAGGAAUAUAUGCAUAUGGUUAUACUAUACCUUCGGUAAUUCAGCAAAAAGCAUUAGUUCCAAUUAUAUAAGGAAGAGAUGUUAUAUUAUAGAGUUUAAGGAGUACAGGCAAAACAACAGUUGUUGCUUUAUCAAUAUUAUCUAUUAUCGAUUUUUCAGUCAAGUAGAAGUUUAUUUUAUUUAUUCUGUUUAGUUAAACCUAGGUUUUAAUUUUGUCAAAAACAAGAUAAAAGGCAGAAUAUACUGCUAAAACUCUAAUAGCUCUGGGUAAUUAUCUUAAUAUUUAAAAUUAUAUAUUAUGUUUUGGAGUAAAUUCCUUAUCGGAUAACGUCAAUAUACUAUAAAAAGAAGUGUAAAUAGUAUCGAGUUCACUCGAUUAAGUUUUUAAUCUAAUUCAGAGAAAGAUACUCAAUAUUAGUCAUUUAAAAAUGAUAAUUCUGAAUUAGGUUGAUGAAAUAUUAAUUGAUUAUUAAACCAAACCAUAAGUUUAUGAUAUUUAUAAAUUUUUGGAACAUAAGACCUAGAAUAUUUUAGUGACAGAAACAUAAUCACAAGAUAUAUUAGAUUUUAUUGAAAAAUUUAUAAACAAACCUCUCAUAAUUAAGGGAUAAAGAAAUGAAUUGACAUUAGAAGGGAUAAAGUAAUUUUUUAUUCGAAUAGAUAAAGAAGAAUGGAAAUUUGAAACUUUAUAUGGUAUAUAUGACAUAAUAACUGUUACAUAAUCAGUUAUCUUUUGCUCAACCAAAUAAAAAUGUGAAUGGUUGGCAAAUAAAUUGAGGGAUUAUAAUUUAAGUGUAGCCUUAAUCGAUGAUAAUAUGAGUUAAUAAUAAAGAGAUAGAAUAAUGACCGAUUUUAGAUAAGGAAAUUAAAGAGUCUUGAUUGCUACUGAUAUUUAGGGAAUAAGUAUUGUUACUAUUAUUAAAAGGUAUUGAUAUUUAAGUAAUUUCCUUAAUAAUCAAUUAUGAUUUCCCAAAAUAGAAAGAAUUAUACAUUAAUAGAAUUGGAAGAAAAGGUAAAUUUGGAAGAAAAAGUGUUGCCAUUAAUUUUUUAAUAUCAGAAGAUCUCUAAAUUCUAAAUGAAAUUGAAUAAUAUUAUUGGAUAACAAUUGAAGAAAUGCCCAUAAAUUUUACAGAUUAUUUAUGA